AUGCCCAGCGUUGAAGAAAUUGAGUCUGUCAAGGAAGACCAAGUAGGGUUGCUUCAUCAGGAGGACUCUGAAGUUUUGUCGGUUAAAGAAGGUAAUGAAGGCAACGACGAUUCUUCACUAAAGCCCGUCCUCUCUCGAGAUCUCGAAGAGGAAAAUAAAACAGACGUAGACCCAGUUCUACAGCAAUACCAUUCAGCAUGUCAAGCGGGUAAUAUAAAGACCGUGAAAGAAAUGAUCGACUCUCAAGUUAUAGAUGUCGCUAACGACUUUAAUGCUGAUGACAGAAUUACUGGAUUACAUUGGGCUUCGAUCAAUAAUAGAUUAAAUGUCGUGAAAUAUCUUUUGUCAAAGGGAGCAGAUGCAAAUUUUAAGUCGAAUAAUUUAAGUGCUACCCCAUUACAUUGGGCCGCUAGAUACGGGUACGUUUAUAUUGUGGAUUGUUUGUUAAACGCUGGUAAGGCAGAUCCUACGAUUACAGAUGAUCAAGGUUUUAAUUUGUUACAUUUAGCCGUCAAUAGUUCAAAUAUUAUGCUUGUAGCAUAUGUGCUAUUUUUCGUUGUCAGCAAAGGCACUAUGGAUGUGGAUACAAGGGAUUCGAAGGACAGAACACCGCUAUUGUGGGCGUCAUAUCAAGGAGACUCAUUGACUGUAUCAAUGCUUUUAAAAUUUGGUGCCAACUAUAAAUUAACUGAUGAAACUGGAUUCACGCCGUUGCAUUGGGGUGUGGUUAAGGGCCAACCACAUGUACUGAAAUACUUGAUAAAAGAAGGGGCAGAUUUCUUUCAGAAAACUAAUGAUGGCAAGGACUGUUUUACCAUUGCCAAAGAGAUGAAUACUCAAUAUUCUUUCAAUGACGCUUUAGCACAUUCCGGUUACAAUUUGGAUGGUUAUCCAUCUAAAAAAAUAUUUAAGACUUCAUUUCAUGCAAAAUUGGUUACAUUUUUAAUUCCAUUCGUUUUUAUGGGUCUUACUCUUUCGUUAUUUGCUCAUUUGAAUCCUCUUUUUGCGUUGUUAAUCGUGGUCUUGAUUGGACUGGCCUGUAACAAAGCAAUUAAAGAAUUUAUCCUGCCUUCAUAUGUGACGGAUAAUCAUUCCACAUAUAAUGUGACGGUAUCAAAGUCACCUUUUUUGGCAGGUAUUUUUUUCAGUAGUCUUGUUUGGUUGACAAUUGUUUAUCUGACGAGAAUUUUUUUCAACGUGGAAGUAUUUUGGGAGAACAUUUUACAAAAUUUUGUGCUCGUAUUGAAUUUACUGGUAGUAUAUUACACAUUUCUUCAUUUGAUCAAAUCAGAUCCGGGAUUAAUACCAAGCAAUGAUGAUCACGAAGAGAUUAGAAACGUAAUUCAAGAAUUAUUAAGCAUUGGAAAAUUUGAUACGAGAAACUUCUGCAUUGAAACGUGGAUAAGAAAGCCUCUCAGAUCUAAAUUUUCCACGUUUUACAAUUCUACAGUCUCUAGAUUUGACCAUUAUUGUCCAUGGGUAUAUAAUGACAUUGGAUUAAAGAAUCACAAAAUUUUCAUUUUCUUUAUUAUAUCGGUUGAGAUUGGUAUCUUAAUCUUUGUUUGUUUGACAAUGAAAUAUUUUGAUUUCUUAGAAGAUUAUUUUGAAGACAAGAAAAAAUUUUCAUGUGGCAUCUUGGGAGAUGAUGAACUAUGUGCAGGUUUAAUAUUUGAUCGUUUCAGUUUGCUCGUAAUGACCUGGUCACUCAUUCAAUCUCUCUGGGUCGGAAUCUUAAUUAUGGUUCAAUUCUUCCAAAUAUCAAGAGGUGUCACUAAUUAUGAGUUUAACAAUUACGUGAAAGAGUCUAAGACAGGCCAUAGGCAUAGCAAUACUCAACCAAACAAUGACUUUUUCAAUACGACGCCAGAAGAAUUAAGACAUGAAAUUGGAGACACAGAUGAAGUGAUAAAUGGUAGCGAGAGUGUACCAGAUUCGACGAGAACUAAUACACACGCACAUUCACGGUCAGUAUUUGGUUUUUGUUGUAGAUUGAUUGGACUGGAUCAAUGGGUAUCAAUUAUCAAAGAGACUAUUGGAUUUGAUUCAGACGAUAGACAAUUUGCAUUUUCAAAAAAAUUGAAUAUUCCUACAAAUUAUGGUAUAACACAAAAUUUCAAAGAUUUUUUCUUGACAAGUGAUACAAAAGCACCAAUUUACAAAAGAAUAUUAGAAGAGCCAGUAGCCUCGAAGGCCCUUUUGAAUAAUAAAGAAGUUGAUUACUUUGCGCUGUAUGAAUUUCCUGCUCUAGAACAUCGCGACAAUUCCAUGGUGUAG
Molecule: messenger RNA, 2274 nt
Organism: Kazachstania africana CBS 2517
Lineage: Eukaryota; Fungi; Ascomycota; Saccharomycetes; Saccharomycetales; Saccharomycetaceae
Gene: AKR1
Product: palmitoyltransferase AKR1
Exons: 1
Coding region: 1-2274 (757 amino acids)
Biological process (GO): protein palmitoylation
Cellular component (GO): Golgi membrane
Molecular function (GO): protein binding; palmitoyltransferase activity
Source: RefSeq, a predicted model, not a curated record